Messenger RNA from Podarcis lilfordi (Lilford's wall lizard), 408 nucleotides. Lineage: Eukaryota; Metazoa; Chordata; Lepidosauria; Squamata; Lacertidae. The record is from the annotation of a GenBank genome assembly.
AUGCAGAGGUGCCUCACUCCUGGUGUAAUCCAAGCUUUUUCCAUGGACAACACAGGGCAAAGAAUCAAACCACAUGCUGCUGCCGCCUUGCUAUGUGGGUCUACAGAAAUGCCAUACAAAUAUUUAUUUGUUCUACAGACCUUACAUUCUGGCAAAGAGUUAAGCACAAACAAUACAGAAUCCUACACACACACACACACACACACACACAGUAUUUUUUCCUCUAUCUCUCCUAAGAGCUGCUUUCUGCUUUUGCUUCUCUUCUAUGCAAGCCUGGUUUACAUGCAGCCUUUGAGAUUUGUGAUUAGGAUUAACUCUUGUGCAGAUAUGCUAGGGUUUUUUUUGCUGAGUAAGAUUAGAAAAGAUGAUUGGCAUGACACCAGACUUAUACAGGGGGCGGGGAGAUAG